Molecule: messenger RNA, 1497 nt
Organism: Aspergillus affinis
Lineage: Eukaryota; Fungi; Ascomycota; Eurotiomycetes; Eurotiales; Aspergillaceae
Exons: 2
Coding region: 1-1497 (498 amino acids)
Molecular function (GO): protein binding
Source: RefSeq, a predicted model, not a curated record
AUGUCCCUCCCUCGGGCCUCCAAUCCUUUCCGAAACCCAAAAAAAACCCGCCACUACUCUCGUCUAGCCUGCAAGAUAUCCGGAUCCCCGAUCCCCCGCGGAUCCAAUCGCAUCACCACCAGUACCACAUCCCCAACACCCGGCCCAGCAUCUACAUCACGAACCAACACCAAACGACCCUUUCACACAACAAACCUCCUCCUCCGCGGCGCCCCUCGCUCCCCCAGCGUCCGACGAGCCGAAGAUGUCCGCUCGCGCCUCAACCCCGCGUUCUCCGGCGACGGACUCUAUCGCGGCGGCGUAAAGAACGCACUGGACGACAUCCCGGCUCGUCUUGAACACCUGGAGAAAAUCGGGCCGAAAAUCUGGCGACUUAGUAUCGUGGAGGGGUUUGUGGAUGAGAAAGUAGAUCGGAAGACGUUCAUGCGGAUCGCGAAACUUUUGCUUAUGAAUUCGGCGCAUAUGGCUCCUUCCGCGGAUGCGAUUCGGCUGAUUGAUCCUAACCCCAACCUCGUCUUCGAAAUCGGCAACGUUGUUGGCGGAAACUCCCCCUCCCUCAUGCAAUGGAUAAUCUCCUCCACCGCCCAAGCCGGCGCCAUAAUCCCAACCCUCAUGUCUGCAGGCCGCGCCCUCGCCCUCGCCGACGGCUCCAGCCAUACAAACCUUUCCAGCACCCAGCGCAGCACGAUCUUCCAAUCAAUCGAACUCCUAGCCACCUCCUACCACGACCCGCGCGCCAUGAUCCUGCAGGCCAAGUACCUGGGCAUGCAAAAGCGGUACGACGAGGCCGAAGACUUCCUUAAAUCCGUCAUGGAGAUUAUCUAUCCCUCGAAGACCCAGCAACCGCCGUUCCGGAGCAUGGCCGUGCCGUUUGUGGAUACUCCCUGGGCUGCGUAUACCUGGCUCAAGCGACGCAUGGGGGCCCCGGAAUCCGAGAUCCAGGAACUGCUUAAAACCGCAGCUGUCGAGUAUCAGGACCCCGAGGCACUAGUGACCUACGCAAGACAGAUGAUGCACGAACAGAACGAUCUGCCUCUGUACGAAGAAUACAUGGCCAAAGCCGCGACAUCGGGACACGCCACCGCGUGUCGCAAACUCGCCAACUUCUACUACCUCACCUCGCGGGGCCGGUUCCCGCGGCGCGGUACCAAGUCUACGGAUCCCGAGGGCGACUGGGCGCGCGAGACCCAGGCGGCGCGGACGCGUGGAUCCCUGGCGACGUUCCUGGGGGGGUUGUUUGGCCCGCAGCCGUAUCAUGAGUAUCGGGGGUUAGCGAUCGAGUGGUACGAGUUGGCGUUUCGGCAUGGGUGUCCAAAGGCGGCGUUGGCGUUGGCGAUUCUGAUGAGGGAGAAUGGACAUGAUCGGGAGCAGGUGGAACAGGUGUUUCGGUUUGCGGUGGGCUCGAAGGAGAUGGGGGGUUUGGUUCGGGGGGUCAGGGUGAAUUGGGAGAGGGAGGAUUAUGUGCCCGUCGUGCCGGAGGAGGUGUUGGAUGUUUAG